This is a messenger RNA of Capsicum annuum, 1465 nucleotides long. RefSeq lists its product as uncharacterized. Lineage: Eukaryota; Viridiplantae; Streptophyta; Magnoliopsida; Solanales; Solanaceae. Gene Ontology annotation, cellular component: endoplasmic reticulum; endoplasmic reticulum membrane. The record is from RefSeq and is a predicted model, not a curated record. Gene Ontology annotation, biological process: post-translational protein targeting to membrane, translocation. The coding region runs from base 172 to 1242 and encodes 356 amino acids. The transcript is spliced from 5 exons.
UCUCUCUCACAUCCCCACACCCGCUCUGGCGCGCCUAUUAGCGUUACGACAUGAUAAAAAUGUUUUAAUUUCUAGUCCUAGUCGCUCUACCUCAACAUACAAAAACAACCAAAGAAAACUGCUCACACAAAGGAACAGAAAAGAGCAGACAGAGAGAGGAAAAGAGAAGAGAUGAAGAAAGCAGGGGGAGGGGGAGGCGGAGCAGAUAAGAAGAAGGUAAGGAGAUCACAACCUCUUCCAUCCAAUACGAAGCAAGCUGCGCAAAAGGAUGUCUUCCAGCUAUUUGCUGAGAAAGUUAGAGAUCAUAAGGACUUGGUGUCUCGUUGGGCUGUCCUACAGGAAACACGAGUGGAGUAUUUCAGAGGAAAAGAUUUUGUUAGCUUUGUGAGAAAUCAUUUAGAACUGAAAGAUGUACUCGAGUCAGAUAGAAGUUUGGAAGCUGAAGAUAUUGCCAACAUUCUGCUUAAGAAGAGCCUUUUAGUCAGAUGUGACCGUGUGGUAAAAACUGUCCGGCCUGGCAAGAAGAAAUUGUCUACCUUUCCGGCACAUUUAGAAAUAUACCACGAUCAAGUGUUUUCUGAAAAUGAUGCCUUCUUCGCAUGGACAUUUGUCAAAAGAAGGCCCCUAUGGCAAACACUUCUAUCAUUCUGCUGGCCAGUUUUGACAUUAGCAAUCUGCUUGUUCCCUGUGUAUCCUCAUCAGGUCAAACUGCUUGUACUCUACUCAUGUGCUGGUGUCCUCCUUCUUAUACUUUGCCUGCUUUUGUUGAGAGGCUUGGUCUUCGGUGCUCUUUGGAUUCUUCUGGGAAAACGUGUCUGGUUUUUCCCCAACAUUCUUGCUGAGGAGGCAACACUCAAAGAACUGUUCCAGUUUUGGCCCCAGAAAGAUGAGGGUGAGCGACCGAAGUGGACAGCGAGGCUCUUCUAUGCAAUUGUAGGUGUGAUUGUUAUUUCAGUCCUGAGGCAUCAUGCUCCUGAUGAGGCUGCAAGAGCCAGGUAUCAGAAGCGGGUUUCUAACAUUAUAGACGAUGUGCUCGAGUGGUCUCCAAGUCUAGCUUUAUCAGGCAUGAUAGAAAAGCAACCCGUGGUGAACAUCACUGAGCCUAAUGACAAUGUAACUGAUAGCAUGAGUAGCGAUGAAAAGGUAUUUUCCUCAGGUGAUCUAGAUGAUGAAACCAUGCCCAAUGAAGAAGUUGAGGAAGUUGCUGAAAAUACAGAUGGUGGUCAUCGCCAAAAAAUAUAAUUUAUAAAUGUCAGAACAUGUACCAAAAGAGAAAUGGUAGAAGCAGUGGAUUGCAAUUUUUAGGUUUCUUUCUUAUUCAAUUUUCACUUAUAUCUUCAGGGCGUUGAGUGUAGGACAUGUACCAUUUGGAUAUUCAUGAAGAAAGUAGGUGAUGAUAUUAAACUUUUCCUUUGUUUCAAUAAUUGGUAUUUAACACUCAUAUAAAGACGAUUAAAUUUGUAUU